This is a messenger RNA of Colletotrichum siamense, 387 nucleotides long. RefSeq lists its product as uncharacterized. The record is from RefSeq and is a predicted model, not a curated record. NCBI's taxonomy places the organism in Eukaryota, Fungi, Ascomycota, Sordariomycetes, Glomerellales, Glomerellaceae. Bases 1 to 387 code for a protein of 128 amino acids. The transcript has 3 exons.
AUGAACUCAACUCAAGCUUUUGUGCCAUCUAAACGUUUGGACUUUCAGCCCGAAAACAAACUCUACCAUAUUCAAUCAACCCUCUCCCUCAACUUUCCAGCACCGACAGUCAACAUGAAGGCCUCCGCCAUCUUCACCGCCAUCACCUUCCUCGCGGCCGGCGUCAUCGCCGCUCCUUCUGCCGAGGGCGACGCUCUGGUCAAGAGAGCCGAUACCUGCUUCGACUGCCAGUUCAACUCCUUCGUUUCCGGCCGCUGCAAAGGCGCCUGCACUGGCGCCGAGGAGGCCUGGGGCAACGGCGGCCAGAACUGCAAGCACUGCAUUGCCGGCUGCCCUGCGACCACCGCCAGCGACAAGGCCGGCACCUCUGCUGGCUACCCUUGCUAG